This is a messenger RNA of Peromyscus californicus insignis, 1445 nucleotides long. It is a transcript of the gene Mrps14, whose product is annotated as mitochondrial ribosomal protein S14. The record is from RefSeq and is a predicted model, not a curated record. The coding region runs from base 89 to 475 and encodes 128 amino acids. Gene Ontology annotation, biological process: translation. Gene Ontology annotation, molecular function: structural constituent of ribosome. The transcript is spliced from 3 exons. Gene Ontology annotation, cellular component: mitochondrial small ribosomal subunit; ribosome. Lineage: Eukaryota; Metazoa; Chordata; Mammalia; Rodentia; Cricetidae.
CCCGCCCUUGGAGGCACAGGCCCCGCCUCUCGGGCAAUGCGUUUCCGGCGUUGUAACGCGGCGCUGGUUGGCUGGCGAGGCGGAGAGCAUGGCGGCGUCCGUGCUGGGCUCGCUGCUGCGGACUUUCCGGCAGGCGGUUCCUCCAUCUGCAUCAAGUCAGGUUCGAGGUUACUAUGUAGACUGGAAAAUGUUGCGUGAUGUGAAGAGACGAAAAAUGGCUUAUGAGUAUGCAGAUGAGAGACUUCGGAUAAAUUCUCUCAGAAAGAACACCAUUUUGCCAAAAGACCUUCAGGAAAUGGCUAGUGAAGAAAUUGCUGCCCUUCCACGGGAUAGCUGUCCUGUGAGAAUCAGAAAUCGGUGUGUUAUGACAUCCCGUCCACGUGGUGUAAAGCGUCGCUGGAGGCUUAGUCGAAUUGUCUUCCGCCACUUAGCUGACCAUGGGCUGCUUUCUGGAGUUCAGCGAGCAAUAUGGUAAAUCAGCUGCCCGGGAAGCCAAUCCUGGCAAUAGAGACUUUACUAAUAGACUAAAGUUUUUAUCGGGUCUAGUAUGUUUAGUCUACCUGAUACUGUUGACAGUUAAAUUACUUUUAGAUUUUUAAAUAACGAAAUGUGGUGAUUUGUCAUUGAAUUGUCUUUUCUCUUUAAUUUUACAAUAGGCAUAUUACUCUUAUACAAGGGAUGAGUGGAAUAAAAAUAUUUUCUGUGGAAGUAUGGUGUUUUCCUUCAAGUUUGAUGUUUAGUAACAGAAUAACGUGUUUUUUAAUAGUGAUUUCACAAAACAGUUAUAGACAUCCCAGCUAAUUGACAAGUUGCUUUUCUAUGGCAUUGUACCCCUGGGCUAGCUUCCCUGGCCAGCAAUUAAUACCACCUUUGGAAUAACAGUAGAUAGCAAGUUAAAGAGGAUAUUUUAGAUUACAUUUAGUGUCAACUUUUUGUGACAGUAAGUAACUGCUAAAUAGCUUUUUGUUUCAUCUUUUUAAAGUGUUUAUUUAUCUGCAUGUAAAUCUGUGCUCCAUGUGUGUACCUGGUACUCAAGAGGCCAGAUGAGGGCAUUGGAUCCCAAAUUACAAACAAUUGUGUUGGGAAUUGAAUUGGGGUCAUUUGGAAGAGUAGCCAGUGUUCUUGACCACUGAGCCAUCUCUCCACCCUCUAGUUGUCCAUCUUUUAAUUGUUAUAUUAAUCAGUGAGUUCCGAUAGGGCUAGCCUGAUCUUUGCAUUUAAAACUCACCUGUUGUCAGAGGCUUACACAUUUCACUAAUGACUGUUUACCCUGAUCUUCUCAUUAGAUUUUCUAAUUCUAUCUUUGCUCAUCAGCUUCUCUUUUUCUUUGUAGAGAACUUUCCCUAUCAAGAAUUACUAAAAUGUAUUUCUUAAUGUGUAAUAAAUUUUCAUAGUAAACAAGUUGGUACACAUACCAAUAAAAAUGGAAACAAAUUCAUUCUUCA